AUGCCGUCGAACACCUCCAAGCCUCUGAUCCCCGCCGAGGUCCUGAGAAAGCUCAGGACGGAUCCGCUGCUCGACGUUGACAACACCGUCAUCACCAGUGCAGAAUGGCACGCUGUCCGCCUCGCGCUCGUCGCGAACAAGCCUGGCGACAUGUCCACCGAGACGAUCGUUGUACUCCAAGGGACUUCGCCGUUUCAGACGCCAUUCAGAGCGGAGGACGGCAAGAAGUGGCUGCACUACGCGGCUGAGAGGGGAGACCCGUGCUGCGCGCUCGAGUUUAUCCACCUGGGCGCGACCAUCGAUGCAAAGGACAGUCGCGGGUACACGCCGCUUCGGCUGGGGAUGAACAUCAUGCUGGCAGGCUCGGAGGUCCUCGAAGGGAGGCGCUGCGGAGUGCAGUGGCUCGCCCCGACCCCGGACGAGGACCCGCGGUACGCAGAAACAAUGGUGCACAGAGUGAAAUGGGUCUGCCGGCUGCUGAUCGAGCAGCAUGCGGAUGUCAAUCAUACCCUCGCGUCCGACACUCGUAGUAUUCUCGAUUGCGCAUGCAUUGCACGGGACUGGGAACUGAUAGAGCUCUUGCUCAGGCACGGUGCCGAGCCGUGGAAACAGACCGCAGACGGUCGGAGGAUCGGCCGACUGGGAGGCAAAACCCUCGUCGAAUGUCAUGCAGCGGGAUCGAAGCCGUAUCCGCCCGAGUACCUCUGUCGUUGCGGCACAGGCAAGACGUACGGCAAGUGCUGCUCCAAGCGCGGAGUGGUUUUCGACGAAUACUGGGACGAGAAGAGCCAGUGGAUCGGCGGCUCGGAGACGAGAAAGAUAUUCUUGCACACAGACGGCUCCAUGGACUUAGACGACAUCGCACUACUGCAAGAGAACUUGCGGCUCAUAUCCACCAGAGAGAAUUCCGUGGACCUUGGGAUAGUAAACGCGCAGGACACAAGAUGUGUGAUCCGAAGGUAUCUAGAGAUAAUGAGAAAACAUCUCAGGGAGAUAGAGGCAGUAGUUGACCCCACGUUCUAUUAUGCCAUGACCAACACGGACUUUAUCCCCAUCCCCCAGGGACGGAGCGCCUCCAACACCCAGCAAGCGACAGAGAAAGCCAAAGAUUGGAACGGUCUCAUCGAUCGAUACAUAGAGCUGGGGACCGACCCGCGGCCCAGCCUUGAGAUCGAGCAAGCCGCGAAAAUCAACAACUAUUGCGGGGCCCUCCAUCGCAAGUGCGAGGGCGUCGCCUGCGGCAAACUCGAACGACGCGACCUGGAGAAGCUCAACCUAUGUUCCAAGUGCAAGACGGCUGUGUACUGCGGCCGGGAGUGUCAGGCCAGUGCGUGGAAGAGACACAAAUAUGCGUGCCAGGCUGGGGCUUCCGUGCAGCAGAUGCUGGCGUCGCAGGUGGCGGUACAGAAGUACAUGAUCCCGGCUAUGCAGCAGGCGGCGCAGGAGCAUGUGUACGGAGAAACGACUUCCACGUAG
Messenger RNA from Gloeophyllum trabeum ATCC 11539, 1476 nucleotides. RefSeq lists its product as uncharacterized. Bases 1 to 1476 code for a protein of 491 amino acids. The transcript is spliced from 4 exons. NCBI's taxonomy places the organism in Eukaryota, Fungi, Basidiomycota, Agaricomycetes, Gloeophyllales, Gloeophyllaceae. Gene Ontology annotation, molecular function: protein binding. The record is from RefSeq and is a predicted model, not a curated record.